Messenger RNA from Lycium ferocissimum, 2225 nucleotides. RefSeq names its product homeobox-leucine zipper protein PROTODERMAL FACTOR 2-like. The coding region runs from base 6 to 1664 and encodes 552 amino acids. Lineage: Eukaryota; Viridiplantae; Streptophyta; Magnoliopsida; Solanales; Solanaceae. Gene Ontology annotation, molecular function: lipid binding. The transcript has 8 exons. The record is from RefSeq and is a predicted model, not a curated record.
ACAAGAUGUUUCCUGAAGACAAACCAGGGUUAUUGGAGCACUAUGGAUAUGCAGAGUCCAUGCAAAUCUUGGAAAGGGACAAUAUGCCUAGAGCAAGUGAUCUCCUUUUAUCAGUUUCAGUAUGUGCUGAAGUAUACAAAACCAAAAUUGUUGAUCUUGCCUUAGCAGCAAGUGAAGAACUAAGGCAAAUGGCUCAAGAACAAGAACCAUUAUGGCUAUUUGACACUAAUAAGCAAACAGAGGUACUCAAUGAAGCAGAGUAUAAGCGACGAUUCAUUCAUCUUGAUCAGACUUUAGAGGAAAUAAUCCAAUUCCUUGCAAAUGGAGGGCCUAUUGACGUGCCAAACUUUAAUGGAAACGUCGAAAUUGAGAUGGAAAAUUCAACGACGCCCUCUGAAAUCGAAGCAUCAAGAGCUAUUGGGAUUGUCCUUGUGGAUCCAAUCAACCUUGUGCAUAUGUUGAUGGAUGUCGACCAGUGGUCAUGUGUGUUCUCCAACAUUGUUCCAAAAGCAACAAAUAUUGGACUUCUAUUGACAGGAGGAGAUGGAAAUCUUAAUGGAGCUUUACAAGUGAUGACAGCACAAUUUCAUCUUCCUUCUCCACUUAUUACGCCCCGGGAGGUCUAUUUCGCGAGGCACUCUCGACAACUAGAUUUCAAUACUUGGCUAGUAGCUGAUGUCUCCUUAGAGAGUGUUUUUCCUAGUCCAUUAGUCCAGUGUCAAAGAAGACCAUCCGGAUGCCUAAUCCAAGGGCUUCAAAAUGGAUUAUCAUUGGUUACUUGGGUGGAGAAUAAUGUAGUCUGCAACGGUUUGGUUCCCGAAAUGUUCAGGCAGACGCUUAAAUCAGGGAUUGCAUUCAGCGCAAAGCGUUGGAUGAUGACCAUGGAGAGACAUUAUGACAGACAUGCAAUUUUGCAUAAACAACAUGGUCAACCAUUGCAACAACCUUUGCAAGACAUCAACAUAGGGGAAGGACAGAAGAAUUUAAUGAAGCUGGCAGAACGAAUGAUCAGAAGUUACAAUGAUAUUUUUAUCUCGUGCAGUGAAAACCAAUGGAUGCCCUUAGGUAUACAUGGUGGUGAAGAUAUCUUUGUGAAAACAAGCAUGAAUUUAGAUGAUCCAGGAACCCCUCGUGGUGUUGCAGUAACGAUUUCAACUUCCGUGUGGGUACCAAUCCCACAAAACGACGUUUUUCAGUUCCUUCGAGCAGGGGCAAAUCGCUGCAAGUGGGAUUUACUCUCCUAUGGGUGUAUGACUCGAGAUGCACUACAUAUUUCUUCAGCAAGAGACCCUGCAAACUCUGUUUCACUAAUCAUGUUGGAGCCUCCAAAUGGAAGACCAGACAAGUCAGAAAUUUUUUACCUGCAAGAAACCUUCACAGAUUCAACAGGAAUGUACAUAAUUUAUGCACCAGUUGAUGCCUCAGUUGUGCAGUAUAUUUUGGAAGGCAAAGACUCUGAUGGUGUAGCCAUGUUGGCUUCAGGAUUUUCUGUCCUCCCUUGUACUUCUGAGGGAAGUGUUCUAACAAUAGCAUUUCAGGUGAUGGAUGAAGAACUACUAACGCCGCAGUAUCUUCCCCCACACUCGGUGUUUACAGCAAACAGACUCGUAUCUGAAACAGUCUCCCUCAUCAAGGCUUCAUUGUUGCUCAACUCUGCAUGCUGAGACAUUAUUUUGUUUUCUUUCUGAUUUUCUUCUUUACUGAGAUGAGAGGAUGUUUGGCAUCUAAAGAAUAUUUUCCCUAGUUUUUUUCUCUCUAACUUAGUUAAUAGAGAAGGUUCGGUUGGACGUCAGGACGUGACAAUCAUGAGUUUAGUAGCCGAUUUUACAUGUGCUAUUAAGGUUAUGUUCAAGUUUUCCAAAGUAUUUGACUUGUAGCUAGUGUUGGCGAACUUUAGACCUGUGCUGUUGCAGUUGCUUCGCUUUCGUCUUCUUCUUGUUUCUUCAUGAUGAGAACUCAUGCACUGCAUAGCAACUGUGUUUUCUGUUUAGUGGCACGAACAAUUGUUUCUGGUUCAAACAAAAAUGGAACCACCUUCAGUCGUGGAGGUUCAAAGUGCUAGAGUUAUGCCAACUUCACAUUUGGACUAAUCUCAACUUCAAACAAUUGAAGUCCAAGGUUUGAUAGUUUAAACUUCAUACAAACAGGUUCAAAGUUUGGGACUGUGAAGCCUAUUUUUAUACCUAAAUAUAUAAAGUUUGAACUGCAAAAGUAAUAUGCCAACU